UGGUUGGCUUUAUAGUGAAAUAAUUUCCAUCUUGAGAGUACCAUGUGGAAAUAUAUUCUAUGCUUUCUUAUAAGCACCACUAUCUUCAUAGGCAUAUAUUUCAAGGGCAUGGUUUAUUAUGCUUCAAGGCUACAGCUGCCUGUCUUAAGAUGCAAUCCAUUUGUUGAAAACUGUAAAAUUUUUCCACCUACCAGCCCGUACACAAGAUGGGAAAGAACAGAAUGCCAGGCACCGAAGUUUAACAGUCCACUCAACUGCAAGCGUAUACAAUCAGAGCAUCAUUUUAUUAUGAAGACCCUGAGCAAAGAAGAGGAGGACUACCCUCUGGCCUUCAUCAUCACUAUCCACAAAGACCUGGACAUGUUUGUGCGCCUGCUCAGAGCCAUCUAUGCACCACACAACGUCUAUUGCAUUCACAUAGAUAGAAAAGCCCAGACAGAAUACAAACUAAGUGUUCAAAGAUUGGCAGAGUGUUUUCCCAAUGUUUUUCUAGCCUCAGUUAGCGAGAUAGUGACCUAUGCUGGUUUUUCUCGCCUGAAGGCUGAUAUUAAUUGCAUGAAGGACCUAGUGAGGUCUCCAGUGAAAUGGCGAAAGGUGAUCAACCUGUGUGGCCAGGAUUUUCCUGUCCAGAGCAACCUGGAGCUGGUAAGAUAUAUGCAAGAUGAACAAUGGAAAGAUAAUAACAUGACUCCUGGUAUAAAACAGCCAAAGAGCAUGCGACAUAGGACUCAGAUACAGCAUGUAGAAAUUAAAGGUGAUCAUGUAGCCUCAUUGGGUCACAAAAAGACACCUCCUCCACACAACCUGACAAUCUAUUUUGGUACAGCCUACUACAGUCUACAAAGAGCAUUUGUGGAAUAUGUGCUCACCAGCCCAGUCGCCAAAGACCUGUUGGAAUGGUCAAGGGAUACCUACAGCCCUGAUGAGCAUUACUGGGUAACCCUUAACCAUCUGGAAGAUGCCCCUGGCAGUAAUGUAAAUGCUGGCUGGGAGGGUAACAUCCGGGCCAUUAAAUGGAGAGUCCAAGAAGGGUCAGUACAUCAAGGCUGUAAAGGAACGUACAUCAGGGAUGUCUGUGUCUACGAUGUUGAGGAUUUACCUUGGAUAAUUGAGAGGAACAGCAUGUUUGCUAACAAGUUGGACACCACUAGAUUUCCUCAAGCUCUGGACUGUUUAGAACAGUGGCACAGGCACAAGGUCCUACAGCAGGCAACAGUGCCCAUUCGGUUAUCAUGGCAACUUGCAACAGAGGUCACUAUUACUGAUGCUAGUCACAGUUAAUGCCUACACUUAUUCCUUAAUCUAGUUUGUUGUACAAACAAUUCAACAUGGAAUAAUUAAUCCACAAAACGAAACUAUGUAUAUAAUAUUUAGAAAUGUAAGAACAAUUUUAUGUUUAUUUUAACGUGAGUAAUUCAAUUGUUAAGGACCCUUAGAAAUGGUAUUAAUAAUUCUGACAAUGCACUAUUUAUUGCUCAUUAAACUAGUGUUAUACGUUACCAAGGAGAAUGAAAUAAACCCUACAGAUGUACAGCAAUAGACUAAUAACCAACAGAGAUACAGCAAUGGAAAUAGUUAUAGAGGUUUAUAUAAUUACUAUAGGUUUCCCUGAUCUGUUUCUCUUAUGGUGCAUCGAAAAUAUCUAUAACUGAAACUGACUCUGAUCAGACUUGAAAACUUCAUCCCACAUAUCCGACAAUGGUUUAAAGAGACCUUUAGACCAGCAUUGUUGGAAAGGGGGAAAGGCAAGAAGAAUAGAAGGAAAUUUAAAAAAAAUGGUUA
Molecule: messenger RNA, 1782 nt
Organism: Tachysurus fulvidraco (yellow catfish)
Lineage: Eukaryota; Metazoa; Chordata; Actinopteri; Siluriformes; Bagridae
Product: beta-1,3-galactosyl-O-glycosyl-glycoprotein beta-1,6-N-acetylglucosaminyltransferase 7-like
Exons: 3
Coding region: 43-1281 (412 amino acids)
Cellular component (GO): membrane
Molecular function (GO): acetylglucosaminyltransferase activity
Source: RefSeq, a predicted model, not a curated record